GCAGAAGUGCGACAUCCGAAAAAAAACCCCGCUUUGGCAGAGAAAUGGUAUCGUCCAAAGAUGGCAGCCUCCGUGUGGAAGCGAUGUGUGACUGCAGCAGUCAAAGUUAAAUGUUUCUCUCUGUCCUCAGCCAGAAGAUGGUUGCUCUCAGCAGCGUACACAGACACCAAAGUGUGGGAGGCCAGAGAGAAAGAUCCUCAGAACCUGGCUGUUCUGGCCAUCAAUAUGGAAAGGACAUAUGAUAGGAAUCUCCCAGUUAGCUCUCUGACUGUGUCACGGUUUGUUGACAACAUUUCAUCUCGAGAGGAAGUUGAUCAAGCAGAGUACUACCUUUACAAGUUUCGUCACAGUCCAAACUGUUGGUACCUGAGAGACUGGACCAUUCACGAUUGGAUCAGACAGUGUCUAAAAUACGGGGCCAGGGAGAAAGCCCUGCACACACUUAAAAACAAGGUCCAGUAUGGAAUAUUCCCAGAUGACUUCACAUUUAACCUGCUCAUAGAUUCUUACAUUAAAGAUGGAGACUUUAAAAGUGCCUGCUCGGUGGUUGAAGAAGUAAUGCUUCAGGAGGCCUUCGACCUUCCCUCCACGCAGAUCCUGUCUCUGCACGCUCUGGGUAGUUACAUAGCAUCCAGACCACAACUCGCUUUGUCAGAGGAGCGGGCAUUGGGAGCAUCACUGCUUAUCUGUGGACUGAAGCAAGAUAGCACUGUUGGGCUCAGCGCCCAGCUACUUGGCAAUGCUCUCCUAGGCAAGGUAGAGAUGUUAAAGGGCAUACAUGCCGUGUUCAAGGGGAUGCCUCUCUUCUGGGGUUGUGGGUAUCUGGACCGAGCACUGGCUGUCAUGGAGAGAGUGGCUGCUGCUUCUGGUGAUGUCAAGCUGUCCAAGUACACACUGGACUACGUGAAUGACUUGCUGCAGGAACUGUGUUCUACCUCAGACACUGAUUCCUCUGGAGAGGAGUCAGCAGGUGACGAGGACAAGAAGGAAGACACUGUAGAUGAAGAUGAUCAGGCCGAGCGGGCUAGGCUACCUCAGUAUGCCAGCAGAUUCAAGGAACUGAGCAGGCAGCUGGAGUCUCUGGGUAAAGUGGACUCUGCCUCCUUCCAGGAUUUAGUUACCACUCUUGCCCAGCAGAACCUGGCGGCUGCAGAAAAACCCGACUUGGAGCAGUACGAGAGCCGGAUGCAGGCAUGGGAGGCUGAGAAGAGGCAGCUGAUUCAGAGAGAGAAAGCAAUGAGGGAGAAGGCCGAGCAGGAGAAACAGGAGCGGUUAGCUUCAAAGGCUGCAGCCCAGCAGGCAUAGAGACUCUUAAGAUGGAGUUGAAUGAAGAUCACUAAACUGUCUAUUGAGUACGUACAUUCAAAUUGUAUAUACUUAGGAUAUAACAUACGCCUCAAAUUGUGAAAUAUCAACAUUACAUCUGCUUGUGUCAUUAGUUACUUUUGUAAUUCAAUUAUUGUGUUCUUAUGUAAUUAAGUGUUGCUCUGUUUUUAUAGAAUUAAGAGCGGCAAAUAUAAAUAUAUUGUCAAGAUAAGGUUUCAUUUGUAUAUGAAAUUCUGUCUCUCAUUUACCAAUUUUCUGAUUUGGACUACGGGGAUGAUAUCAUUAUUGGAACUUAUGCACACAUCAAUUGUUGAGCCUGAUCAUCGGUUGACCUCGUGAGCAAAAAAGGGUAAAGCUGGGGAAAGAUCUUACCAUCACAUCCUCCCACUCCUCUGUGUGUGUGUGUGUGUGUGUGUGUGUGUGUGUGUGUGAGAGAGAGAGAAGCAUCUUUGGACGUUUUCUCACAGGGGAUUGAAGGGGGGUAUUGCACAGAAGAAUUUGCUGAUAGCCAAUUUUUUGCAUGGAAAGGAAUGCAUUUAUGACCAGAAACCUUUCGUGUAUUAGAUCCUGAACAGUAUAAAUAGACACAGUGUACUUCAGUGUUUGUUAAAAAGUGAACCUCUCAACAGAGUGCAGCAUCAGCUACUACAGCAAGAGCACACAAUUAACUGGCUAAUAGUUAACUGGCAAAUAAAGGAAAGCGUGUUUAGACGCCACAGAAAGAUAAGAUAAUAGAUCUUUGGAGAAGAAAAUGCUGUUGUGGUACUGCACGUAAUGUGUUCAUUCCACAUUAUGUUGCAGCUAUUCAGUAUUCAGAGCAUGAUCUUGGGAAACAGCUUGGUAUGCAGUCUAGGAUGAAUGAGCAGCACGAAAUGUUUAAAACAAGAACUAUUGUGAUGGCUCUUUGCUGCUUUUCUGAGAGCAGCUCCUCACUCAUAGCCAGUGUGUCUUUUUAUAUAAGCAUCAGAAAUGCAAUUUAGAGGUUAGAAAAUAGCAUUAUUUAUAUUUAGUCCCUUCUGAAUAUCACAACAUGGAGGUGUUGCUUCUAUCCACCACCUGAAACUGAGCAUGUAAGUUUUCCUUUUUGACCUUAAAAACAGCAACUCAGUCCAGGGUCAACGAAGUGGAGACUGACGCAUCACUAAAUUAAAACAUAAUAUGUGACCCUUUCAGAUAGAAGAGUAAGAGGUAAUACGGUUUACACAUGUGUCCUGGCACUGGAUUAAAAUGCUGUUUAAAAAUGACGUAAAAUGGCAAGUUUUUAAUUUGAAUUUCACGCAACAACACAUACCUGAAUUACAAAACAUUAAGUGUCGCUAGCAAAGUUAGUGGAAGGUUAAUAACAUUUCCCAGUCAUUCUUCACUGUAUGAGAAGCAUUGGUACUUGCUCUAAAACAUUUCUCGAUGCAUGUAAUGUCAUUCUUACAUUCUCAAGUUGGAAAAGUUAAAUUUACAUUUAGCUGACACUUUUAUCCAAAGCGACUUACAAUUGCUAUACAUGUCGCACGCCUCUGGAGUAUGACGUGUUAAGCGUAUUGCUCAGGGACACAAUGGUCGAUGGGUCACAGUGGGGGAUUGAACCCGGGUCUCUCAAACCAAGAGCAUGUGUUUUAUCCAUUGCGCCAUUGCCACCCUAUAUUGAAUAUAUUCUAAAUAAUCAAGGAAUGAACACAUAUCCGGACUUAAUGACCUAUUCAAGGGUAGUGAGUCCCCACUUUUUUUUUCACCUCUCUUGUUUAUUAUAUCAUAAAUUAUACUUUGGUGUUCAUUGUUUGCUUAAAAUGAACUGAAAAAUUGUAUUGUGGAGAAUCUAUUCAGUCUAGGGAUGUGUAGCAUAUCCAUGCUGACAAAAGUUUAACAUUUAUAUUUGUAUGUGAUCUAAGCAGCUUAGAACUAGCUCAAGGGGAAGUGACCCGGUGGGCUUCGAGAGGUUUUAUAAAUCCAGAGCACAUAAUGUAAAAACCAGACUAGGCAUCUAAUUAAGACCUGCGUUUAUUUGUGUAGCCACACCAGGUCAGUAAAAAGGACAGGCAUUUAAUCUGGACUAGGCUUUAAUUGAAGUUUUAUGGUAUUUGGAAGUUACGUCACAGCUUGUGAUGCUACAGUGGCUUCCUAUUCACAUAGUUUACCGCUUUUGAUUGAAGCCGCUAUAGACGUUUCCCACACAUUACUUCUUUGUCUUGUCUUUACUAGCUAAGACAAAUCUUUAAGUUUUGUGUUAAACUAGCAAGUAGAUACAUGAAUUUAAGAAUGACUUUACACAGAUGACAUUUCACAACUUAAUUAAUUUAUAAAUAGCGGGCCCAACCUAAUCCUGUUGUGCUGCUUUUGGCUGUAUCACACGGCUCAACAAGUGAUCAGCAGAUCAAAUCACUUGUUAUGGAAAUGUAGAUGUUCGAACUUCCCAUGAUUUAGAGCACAUCUUGGAGAUCUCGACAGUUCAUUCCUGACCUUGGAAACAGCUGAUUCAAAUAAACAAGCAAUCUCAACUCAAGGUCAGUUUUCUCCAGAGCUUUUUGAGAUUGUUUUGUCAAACUCCAGAAAUGAUGUCUUAAGUCCUGUCCCCUCAGGUUGACUGGAAGUUAACCCUGUGAUUAUUUAUGAUCAUGGUCAUUUGUUCCUGGUCACUGUAGUGUUUAUCCAACACUAAUCAAACCAAAUUAAACCCAGUGCAACGCUAAGGCUCACUGAUGUGUUAAAUAGAUGCAUAGUUUUUGUGCAACAGUGGGAAUCUAUUGCAUAGAGCAAUAAGUUAUAGCAGCACUUGAGUGGGAGUAGUAUCAUCAGUAGGGUUUUCAUGGGAUUUUAAGAAAAAUGCAUAAUAACAACCUUAUCCUUUAACUGCUUAUUAUUUAGUGGAGGCUUCGUCGCAAUCUUUCCUCUUCUAUUGACCAUGGUUUAGGACAAUAUUGAUGUAUUGGUUUCAUUUCAUCAAUUUCAUUUGCUGAUUUUUUAAAAUGUUAUUUGUACACACAAUUCCAUUUCACAUUGUGUGGUGCAACUGCCCUUCUUGCUACAUUAAUAACAGUUAAGUGGUGAGUUGAACCUCCGGAUAAGCCAAAAUAUGCAUAUGUAAAUUUAAUAAAGGAAUGUGUCACUA
This is a messenger RNA of Micropterus salmoides (largemouth bass), 4426 nucleotides long. It is a transcript of the gene mrps27, whose product is annotated as mitochondrial ribosomal protein S27. The record is from RefSeq and is a predicted model, not a curated record. NCBI's taxonomy places the organism in Eukaryota, Metazoa, Chordata, Actinopteri, Centrarchiformes, Centrarchidae. Bases 61 to 1305 code for a protein of 414 amino acids. The transcript has 11 exons. Gene Ontology annotation, molecular function: protein binding. Gene Ontology annotation, cellular component: mitochondrion.